GUGAAAGAGGAGAGUCAAGCUGAAGUGGAUGAGAAACAUCAGAUUGUAAAAAGCAACACUAAUGUUUCACAGAAAGAAACUCUGAAGACAGAAGACAUAAAGUGUGAAAAUAGUUUCAGUGAAGAUGAAAGCCCUGAAGAUCACAAGAGGACUCACAGUGAGGAGAAACCUUUAACAUGUCAACAGUGUGGAAAGAGUUUCAGAAGAAAAGCUGACCUUAACGUACACAUGAGGAUUCACACUGGAGAGAAACCACAUCUGUGCCAUCACUGUGAAAAGAGUUUUACAACUGCAUCUAACCUUAAGAAACAUUUGAGAAUUCACACUGGAGAGAAACCUUACACUUGUCAACAGUGUGGAAAGAGUUUCACCUUUCAAACGAGCCUUAAAAUACACAUGAGGAUUCACACCGGAGAGAAACCACAUCUGUGCCAUCACUGUGAAAAGAGUUGUAUAACUGCAGGUAAACUUAAGAUACACAUGAUGACUCACACUGGAGAGAAACCUUACACUUGUCAACAGUGUGGAAAGAGUUUCUCUGAUGAAAGAGACCUUAAGAUACACGCAAGAAUUCACACUGGAGAGAAACCUUACACAUGCCAUGAGUGUGAAAAAUGUUUCAGAAGUAAGAGUACCCUUACAGCACACAUGACAACUCACACAAGAGAAAAACCAUACGUGUGUUUUCAGUGUGAAAAGUGUUUCAGUAUGGAGUGUCACCUUAAGAGACACAUGAUAACUCACAGCAAAAAGAAACCUCACGCAUGUCCUCAGUGUGAAAAGAGUUUCAUACAAAAACGUGGACUUGAGGCUCACAUGAGAAGUCACACUGGAGAGAAACCUUACAUAUGUCUUCACUGUGAAAAGAGUUUCAGUUUGGAGUUUCACCUUAAGAGACACAUGAUGAUUCACAGUGAAAAGAAACCUCAUGCAUGUCUUCAGUGUGAAAAGAGUUUCAUAGAUAAACGUGGACUUGAUAUUCACGUGAGAAGUCACACUGGAGAGAAACCUUACAUAUGCUCUCAGUGUGAAAAGAGUUUUACAAGUGAAGGUAAUCUUAAGAGACAUGUGAGAAUUCACACUCGAUAGAAACCAUUCAUGUGUCAACAGUGUGGAUAUGGCAACAACGUUUAGAAAUCCGCUGGGGUCUUAUUAAUGAAAAUGAACGAUGUACGUACGAUUCUUACUAAAAUUCUAAAUUCGCACAAAAGCCAAAAAUAGCGUACGGCAAAAAAGAUUCAGGCCGUUUCUCAAUAUGCGUUCCUCUCUGUACUUGUGUUCUUGUGAAACGUCAUCAGUCGCGGGCCAAGUACUGUUACAAUUCCAAGUUCACAUCAAGCCAAAUUCACAUGUACUUGAUCCGCUCAUUUUAUCAAGGAUGCAUAAGGAGGUGACUUGUGUGGACUUAUGACAGUCAAGUUUCCCAGAAUGCAUUUUGCGUCAAUGGCAAUGAAGCUUACAGGACAAGUUCAGUAUUUUACAUUUAAAGCCCUGUUUUCAGAUUGGUUAUGAUGAAAUAGAACGGUUUUGACUGAAAUUUGGAC
This is a messenger RNA of Misgurnus anguillicaudatus (oriental weatherfish), 1544 nucleotides long. The record is from RefSeq and is a predicted model, not a curated record. NCBI's taxonomy places the organism in Eukaryota, Metazoa, Chordata, Actinopteri, Cypriniformes, Cobitidae.